Molecule: messenger RNA, 1395 nt
Organism: Plasmodium coatneyi
Lineage: Eukaryota; Apicomplexa; Aconoidasida; Haemosporida; Plasmodiidae
Product: Apurinic/apyrimidinic endonuclease Apn1
Exons: 1
Coding region: 1-1395 (464 amino acids)
Biological process (GO): base-excision repair
Cellular component (GO): mitochondrion; nucleus
Molecular function (GO): phosphoric diester hydrolase activity; zinc ion binding; DNA binding
Source: RefSeq, a predicted model, not a curated record
AUGGUACUGGCCAACGCCCUCAGGGGGAUAAAAAACAAACACAACGCAUUUCACCGUCUGGGCUUCAUAUCACCCCCGUGGGGAAAGGGCAGUUUGGGCUACCCUCGUGGUGGAGGUAACAAAAAAGUUGGAAGCAUACUCGAAACGGUGGGUGCCCCCCAGAGGCGCUUCCUUUUCCGAUUAAACAUUCAGAAGAGAGAAGGUGAUCCAUUGGGGAAGUCAUACCGUGUGAGUGCACUCCAAGGAGGUGAGAACAUCCCACCGGUGGUGUCUGUCCAAAAGGAAUCGUCACACGAAAUGAGUGGUAUCAAAGCGGAGACGAAGUUGAAGAAGGAGGAGGAGGUAUCUGUCUCGAAGAAAAAAAUUGAAAAGAAGGAAAAGAAAAAAGGUACACAAAUAAAAAAGGAAAAAAACCCUGUUAAAGUUAAAGAGAAAAUUGCGUCCAUUUAUCCCCCCAUCCCGAAAAGCAUAGACGAAAGGUGGAACGACUUUAAUAUAAUACAAAAGUAUGCAAAAAUUACAAACGUCUAUCUGGGGGCACAUAUAUCAGCGGCGGGAGGAGUGCAGAACUCUCCAACGAACUGCUUCAACGUGGCCGGACAGGCUUUUGCAUUAUUUUUAAAAAACCAGAGGAAGUGGGACAGUCCUCCUUUACCUGCAGAAAAUAUAAAACAGUUCGUGCAGAAUUGUAAAGCAUACAACUUGGACACCAAGUUUAUUCUACCGCAUGGGUCGUACUUAAUUAAUCUAGCCAAUCCGGAUAAGGAGAAAAGGGAAAAAUCGUAUCUCUCCUUUUUGGAUGACGUAAAAAGGUGUGAACAGCUAAACGUCCCACUUUAUAAUUUUCACCCAGGAUCAACAACAGGGUUAUGUUCCCUCGAGGAAGGAAUUAAAAACGUCGCCGAUUGUAUUAACCGGGUGCAUAAGGAAACUUCCAACGUGGUGAUAGUUCUUGAAAAUUCAGCUGGACAGAAAAAUUCAGUGGGGUCAAAAUUUGAAGACUUAAAAAAAAUUAUUUCUCAAAUUGAGGACAAGUCCAGAAUUGGAGUCUGUCUCGAUACAUGUCAUACAUUCGCAGCUGGAUAUGACAUACGAUCUUACAACGAUUUCGAUCUAGUGAUGAAAAAGUUCGACGAAAUUGUAGACGCCAGUUAUUUGAAAGCUGUUCACCUUAAUGACUCCAAGUCUGAUCUUGGUAGUGGCCUCGACAGACAUGAGAAUAUCGGAAAGGGAAAACUUACUCUGGACACCUUCAAAUAUGUAAUGACAUCUAAGUACUUUAAAAAUAUUCCCAUCAUUUUGGAGACCCCGGAUAUUACCGAAGAUGAGUCUGUGUAUAAGUACGAGAUAAGGUACCUCUACGAGAUGGUUGUAAAAUCGGAGGGGGAAAACUAG